AUGGAUCACAGGGCGAAGCGGGUGGCGGUCGUGGGCGCCGGCACGAGCGGCCUGGCGGCGUGCAAGCACCUCCUGGCGCGCGGCUUCCGGCCGGUGGUGUUCGAGGCCGGGGAGUCCGUGGGCGGGCUGUGGACGCGCACGCUCGCCUCCACCAGGCUCCAGUCCCCCGCCGUCGCGUACCGCUACUCCGACUUCCCGUGGCCGGACUCCGCCGACGUGUUCCCGCGCCACGACCAGGUUGUUGACUACCUCGCCGCCUACGCGCGCCGCUUCGGCAUCGACGAGUGCGUCAGGUUCAGGAGCACCGUCGUCUCCGCGGAGUACGUCGGCGCCCAGCCGGAGGACGCGGCGGACGGGUGGGAGCGGUGGGCCGGCAACGGCGAGGCGUUCGGCGAUGGCACGGGCGUCUGGCGCCUCACCGUGCGCCAACACGGCGCCAGCGAGAAGGAGCCGGAGAUGGAGAUGCACGAGUUCGACUUUCUGAUCCUCUGCAUCGGCAGGGUUAGCGGCGUGCCCAACAUACCGUCGUCGUUCCCGGCCAACGGCGGCCCAGAGGCGUUCCGGGGGCGCGUGCUCCACUCCAUGGAGCUCUCCAACAUGGACGACGCGGCCGCCGCUGCGCUGGUGAAGGGCAAGCGCGUGGCCAAGUCUAAGUCACACGCGACGCACGCGUAG
Lolium rigidum is the source of this 675-nucleotide messenger RNA. Its product is annotated as putative flavin-containing monooxygenase 2. Gene Ontology annotation, molecular function: flavin adenine dinucleotide binding; N,N-dimethylaniline monooxygenase activity; NADP binding. The coding region runs from base 1 to 675 and encodes 224 amino acids. Lineage: Eukaryota; Viridiplantae; Streptophyta; Magnoliopsida; Poales; Poaceae. The transcript has a single exon. The record is from RefSeq and is a predicted model, not a curated record.